Acaulospora morrowiae is the source of this 663-nucleotide messenger RNA. NCBI's taxonomy places the organism in Eukaryota, Fungi, Glomeromycota, Glomeromycetes, Diversisporales, Acaulosporaceae. The record is from the annotation of a GenBank genome assembly.
AUGGGCAGCAACAGCAUGGUAACCCCGCUGUUGUUCGAGUGUUCAUUACACGGUAGAAUACCUGAGAGUUUGAGAGAAAAAGUGAUAGAAAGACUGGAAGGAAUUUGUGGUACAGCACCCAUCAACAUAUUUGAGCAUGAAAUUGGGUUCAUACCUUCAGUUCAAACACCUGAUGGACCAUCUCGGAAUGACGAUUUGUUGUUAAAGCUAAAAUCACCAAUCGAAGAAAAUGAUUUGACGAAACGUCAAUGGCAACUCUGUCAACUUGGUCAUCCAGAGACACGUUCUGGCCGAGGAGUCACGGUUAGAAGUGUGUUAUAUGCGAAAAUCCUAAAUGGUGAUGCGCUCAAAUUUUUGAAUGUUCUUGGAUACAAGUAUGCAUAUGAGUACGUGAAAAAAGGAAUUGUUUUUACCUUUCGGGACUUGUUAAGAGUUAAUAUUUCACAGAUCUUUACUUUGGAUAAAGUGCAUGACGUUUCGUCGCUAAAACCUUUUGAUGAAAAGAAUUACAUCGUGGAAGCGACAACCACGCUGAUAUUGGCCGAAGCAGUUGACGAGAAGUGUCAGGAAUUGUUGAAAUUUUCAGAGUUUUUAAGAGGAGCUGUUGAUUUACACCAUGUUGAUCAUUUGGUUUUGAAAAACAGAGUACAUUAUACCAAGUAG